This is a messenger RNA of Adineta steineri, 1719 nucleotides long. The record is from the annotation of a GenBank genome assembly. Lineage: Eukaryota; Metazoa; Rotifera; Eurotatoria; Adinetida; Adinetidae.
AUGACUACCUUUGCUCAUCAUUCACUGCUCGAUAGUCGAUAUGCAGCUAUAGCCGAAACUAGUGUAUAUACUUAUGAUGAUGAUCUUGUUAAUUAUGCUGAAUUUCUUAAAAAACAUGAACGAUAUAUGACAAAAGGUGGUUAUCUUGAUUCUAAUCGACGUGUUCGUUCACUUCAACGACAACAAAAUGAUUCAAAUGUACCACAGAAUCAAAAUUCAUCAUUAAGAAAUAGUUUACCUGCUUCUAUUAAUAAGUCUUCUUCAACACCAACUUUAAAACCAUCGAAAAAAUCUAAACAACCGAGUGAAAUUGAAUUACCAUCAAUUAUAUCUGUUUCAACAAAUAUUGAACAAAAUCAAAAAGAAUAUGAUAGACAAUUGAGACUUAUUGAGGGACAAGUAAUAAAAUCAAAAGAAAACGAACUUGAAUUAAAACGUUCAGAACGUGAUGUUAAAAAAGAACAACGACCAUUACAUUAUACUCUUAAAGAACUUGAUAUUGAUGGACCUAAAAAACGUUUUGAUGCUGAAAGAUUUCAAUCGAAAAAUCCUGAUGAAAAAGAAUUAUCAAAAAAGAAAGAUCAGCAAAAUAAACAACGACCUGAUCAUGUCGUUGAUUUAAUACAAACUGGUAAAGAUGCUGAUCGUGAAAAUGUACUUGUUUGUAAUGAUCUUGCUCGACAGUAUCGAAUAAAAGCAAAUGAAAUAGAAACAAAACAUCAGAAAUUAGCUGAAAUUCAUUCCGAAUUUGAAAAUAAACGUCUAGAAAAAGCGGCGGAAGAAAAUCGAGCCAAAAAAGAAGUAGGUGAUAUAGUCAUGGCACUUCAUUUAGAAUCUCAAAAAGGUAAAAAUGAUAAAAGUGAAUAUUCAAAUCUAUUGAGUCGUGAACGAAUUGAUACAAUUAAACAUGAUCUUCGACAAGAAGAAACAUUCGAAGAACGACUUAAUAAGACAAGGGUUUAUGUAAAAAAUUAUGGUCUUGAACGACAACAUUUAUUUGCUGAUGCAACAGCUCAACGUGCAAUUAUUGAUGUUAAACAACGUGAAGCUGCACGUCGAAUAAUUGAUACAAAAAAUCGAUUGGAAAAAAUAUAUGCUAAACAACGAGCACUUAAUGAAGAUGCAGCUAUUGCUCAACAAGAUCGACGUGCUGCUGAAUUAAUGACUAAAAUUGCUGAUGUUGAUAAUCGUCGAACACAAUUAGCGAGUCAAUAUUUACGUGAGAAAAUUGAACGAGAAGUAGCAUUUGAAACUGAAGGAGCAGCUAAAGCUAAAGUACAAUAUGCUGAACAAGAAACACGACAACAUGAAGAUCAUUUACGACAUUUUCAAAAAACGGCAAGUAAAAAUGAAGAGGCUGAACAUGAUUUACAAGAAUCACUUAAACAAGUAGAAUAUGAACGACGUAAAAAAGAACUUGAAGUAAAACAAAUACGAGAAGAAUUAAAUCGUAAGAAAAAACUAGAUGCCAUUAAUGUACGUAAGGAAAUAUCACGUGCUGAACAUGAAGAAAAAGAAUUAGAAGAACAAAUUAUUAAAGAAAAAGCAGAAUUAGAUAAAUUACAUUCACGACGUGAAGAUAGUUAUUUACGUUUAAUAAAACAUCGAGAUCAAAUACGUGACAAUAGAAUUUUAUUAGAAACACAUCAACGUGAAUAUGAACGUCUUUUACGUGUUCAUGCUCGAUCACAAUCCUUACAAUCAUUGAAUAAUAUUUAA